CCAGGUUGUUGGCCUGAGGUAGGACUACAUAGAUUUAAAUAGUGGAAUAGGGUGGUGGGGUUGUCAUGAGUGUAGGGUUAGAUGGUAGGGUAUUUUACUUUUUUCAUGCAAAGUAUAAAGGAUUUAUACUCCAGUCUAGUUGGUGGCGGUAAUUCAACAUUUAUUGGAUGCCAACCGCCGUUAAACCUCAUCGAAGAAGAAGAAGACGAAGAACGCUAAGCAAAAUCAGAGAUAGAGGUUUCAACCAACAUUUCUUUGAUAAAGCGAAAACAUAGACUUUCAUAACCAUUGCUAAUAUGUCAAAGCUACAGAUGUUGAAUAUGUUUGUCACCGAGCGUUUGUCGGCGGCUGCUGUGGAGAUAUUCGGAGCCGUGGAGAAGACCGUAGCAGAGUAUCAGGAAGAAAUCUGCCGUUCAGCGGAGGAGAACGAGCGUUUACGCAGGCUGUUGGAUUUGGUUAGCAAACCAGAGAUAAAGUUACACAGAGCAGAUUUCCAGGUACUGACUCCUGCCGUUCCCCCUGAGCAGCAGAACUGUGAGCAGGAGUGGAGCCCCAGUCUAGAGCAGGAGGACCCAGAACCCACACAGAUUAAAGAGGAACAACAGGAGCUCAGACUCAGUCAGGAGGACCCACCUCAGCCCUCACAUCUUUACCUAAACCAAACUGUGGAUGACGGAGAGAGGGGUAUUCUACCUAUCAUCAUAACUGAAGAGAUCAAAACAGAAGCUGAUGGAGAGGGCUACAUAGUACCAGAACCAACCAGUGAUCAGCCUCUCUCAGUUCAUCCAGACUGCUCUGCUGCAGUGGAGAAACCAUAUCGGUGUCAACAAUGUGACAAAAGCUUCACACGUAAGGGACACUUGACCAUCCAUUCAAAGAUACACACAGGAGAGAAAUCUUAUCUGUGCAAACAAUGUGACAAAAGCUUCAUCCAGAAAGGCGACUUGGACAGACAUACAAGGGUACACACAGGAGAUAAUCCAUAUCAGUGCAAACAAUGUGGCAAAAUGUUUAACCAGAAAGGAAGCUUGACCAUCCAUUCAAGGAUACACACAGGGGAGAAACCUUAUCAGUGCAAAGACUGUGACAAAUCCUUCAACCAGAAGAUGGAAUUGAUAUUGCAUAUGAGAGUUCACACAGGGGAGAGACCAUAUAAUUGUCCUGUUUGCAAGAAAAGUUACAUGGCGUUAAGCUAUUUAAGACUUCAUCAGCGUGUUCACACCGGGGAGAAACCUUACCAGUGCAAAGAAUGUGGCAAAUGCUUUGGUUAUAAAGGAAGCUUGAAGUCUCAUAUGAGCACUCACACAAAAGCUUCAGCCUGAAGUGAGAACAACAAAUGAUUACUCACAUGAAUUUCUUAUUACAUCCAACUUGUAAAUAAUUUAUGUUCUAUUUUCUGGCAUUUGACAACAAAACAAAUCUAGUUAUGUGAGAGGAGUGAUAAAACAUCCAUCAGUAUCAGAUUGGUAAGCUCAUUUUAGCUCUCACUUUUUUUGGAAACCUACCGGCCAGGACAAUGAGGGAAUUUGACAAUGCUGGCCUGGCUGAAAAGUGAUUGCAUCCUUUUUGAAACCAGGCUGCCUCACGGGCAUGAGCCACUCCUCCCUCACCACUUUUGCCUGGUCACAUGACAGGCCAUAGUCCGGUGCACCGCAGUUCAGCCUAAUCAAACUCCUGCACUGCUGGCUUCAGGAAGUCGUCACAGCUGUGUCUAGCAGAGCACACACUUGGAUUCCUAAAUAACAGGAGUUCUUAUUCAAUUGUUUAACAAUGACACAGGAUAUUUGGGCCACUAUCUUCUAUCUGUACGGAUGGCUGCAUGUUAGGAUAUUGAAGUAGCUUAUUAUGUCUUUGUUGACUAUAUAAUGCAGCAACUAUUUUGUAUGUUUUAUUUUUAAUUUUUUUUCGGGGGGUAGAUCAGCUUUAAUAUUGCAGACAGAUUGUGGCUUUCAAUGUAAUUGUCUGCAUCAUUUCCAAUCCCCCAUAUAUCUUUUUCUGUGUGUGUAUUUAUAUAUUUAUAUAUAUUUAAAUGUUAUUAUUUUCCCCUAACCCUACCAUCCCUCCCCUAAUUGGAGUAAACUAAUGGACAACAACACUUGGGCUUCUACUUCCAUCUUAUAUAUACACUAUAUACAUUUUACGGACACAGUAUAUUUUACAAUAGUUAUCUUUUGUUUGUUUUUAGUCCCUUCCUUCAGCUACCCUCAACCCCUCCCAUAUAUCUCUGAACACCAUCCAAUUUUGAUUUCUAUUUGCCAUAUGUUUUCCAAUUGUGCUGUUUCACAUACGUUCUGAAACUAUACACAUUUUGCGGACACUGUAUAUUUUAUAUUAGUUAUCUUGUUAUUUUUAGUCCCACCCUUCAACUCCACUCAACCGCUCCCAUCUAUCUCUGAACAUCAUAAAGAUUUGCCAGACCAAAGGACAGAUUUCCACCUGUCUAAUGUCCAUUGCUCGUGUUUCUGGGUCCAAGCAAGUCUCUUCUUCUUAUUGGUGUCCUUUAGUAGUGGUUUCUUUGCA
Molecule: messenger RNA, 2520 nt
Organism: Salmo salar (Atlantic salmon)
Lineage: Eukaryota; Metazoa; Chordata; Actinopteri; Salmoniformes; Salmonidae
Biological process (GO): regulation of transcription by RNA polymerase II
Cellular component (GO): chromatin; PcG protein complex; transcription regulator complex
Molecular function (GO): RNA polymerase II cis-regulatory region sequence-specific DNA binding; DNA-binding transcription factor activity, RNA polymerase II-specific
Source: RefSeq, a predicted model, not a curated record